AUGACAGAGGCCAAGCCACACAGUGUCCAGCUCCACCACUUCGCCCUCGACCCCGGGGGCACAAAGACAGCUGCUGGGGACAGAGGUCUGAAACGUAUCACCCGGUAUAUAGGAAAACAUAUUCAAAUAUUUAGUGGUAAGAGAGACCUCAAACAAACUUCUUGUAAAUUACUCGGAAGGUUCACUGCAAAUGCUCAAUCUUGCCAGAGUGGCAUCAAAUCUCUGCUACAUAUAUUCCCUUAUGAUAAGUUCGUCAAAGUGGGAUAUGCUGGCUGCAACUUCCCUGCCCACAUCUUCCCCUCCAUGGUGGGCCGACCUAUCAUCCGAGCCACAAACAAAAUUGGGGACAUCGAAGUCAAGGACCUCAUGGUGGGCGAUGAAGCCAGCAAGCUCCGAUCCAUGCUGGAGGUGACCUACCCAAUGGAGAAUGGCAUCGUCAAGAACUGGGAAGACAUGUGCCACGUCUGGGAUUACACCUUUGGCCCAGAGAAAAUGGGCAUCAACCCUAGGGACUGCAAGAUCAUGUUGACAGAACCCCCGAUGAAUCCCACCAAGAACCGGGAGAGGAUGCUGGAGGUAAUGUUUGAAACGUACGGGUUUGCUGGAGCCUUUGUGGCCAUCCAAGCUGUGUUGACCCUAUACGCACAAGGUCUUCAGUCAGGUGUCGUGGUGGACUCGGGCGAUGGCGUUACUCAUAUCUGUCCUGUGUAUGAAGGAUUCACACUUCCACAAAUAAGGCGGUUAGAUAUUGCCGGUCGUGACAUCACAGUCUACAUGAUCAAGUUGCUGUUGUUGAGAGGGUAUGCGUUCAACCACUCGGCUGACUUCGAGACAGUGAGAAUGAUGAAGGAGAAGCUGUGUUAUGUUGGCUACAACAUUGAACAGGAACAGAAACUUGCAACGGAAACUACUGUCUUAGUAGAGAAUUACCAGCUGCCAGAUGGUCGUGUCAUUAAGGUUGGUGGCGAGAGGUUUGAAGCACCGGAGGCCCUGUUCCAGCCUCACCUCAUUAACGUGGAAGGCCAGGGGAUUGCAGAACUGCUCUUCGACACCAUACAGCGCUGCGAUAUCGACAUCCGACCCGAGCUCUACAAGCACAUUGUUUUGUCUGGGGGAUCUACCAUGUAUCCCGGCCUACCAUCGCGUCUGGAGAGGGAGUUAAAGCAGCUUUACCUGGAGAGAGUCUUAAAGGGUGAUGUGGAGAGACUGUCCAAGCUCAAGAUCCGCAUUGAGGACCCCCCCAGGAGGAAGGACAUGGUUUUCAUUGGGGGGGCUGUCCUCGCCGACGUCAUGAAGGACAGAGACAACUUCUGGAUCUCAAGAGAGGAAUAUCAGGAGAAGGGUGUCCAGGCUGCAUUAGAGAAACUCAUGCCUGGCGGAGCUUCAUAAGAGCAGCCGGGAUAGAGGAAGAGAGCGAUCAGUAGUUGUUACUGAUAUUGUGGUUAUCUUGAUGUCUCCAUGACACUGUUGAAUUUACUUGAUGUCUAAGGCUCAGGCUGGGGUUUUAUCUUUGGUGGCCAAUGGAAGCAUAAGAAAAUGUCAGUUAUAUUUUAUAUGGUUGUCUUAACGGUCUAUGUAUUUUCAGCCAAUGCCUGAGUAGCGGGGAUGGAUGGGGAAAGCUUGAUUUUUUAAAGUAUCGAAACAAAUGCUGUUGCUCUAGUGGGUUUCAACUGUUGUUAUGAAAUGCCAAGUAUUGUUUAAAGAUAUUGCUGUCAUUUCCCUCAAGUUACAGCUCUUCCACCAGUAUGGGUAUUGCAGUUGAAAUAUUUGCUGCUUAUUGUUUAAAUAUAAAUUUUUUUUAUCUCCCCAUAGAAAAGAUCCUACUGCAGCAUUUUUUUUUUUUUCUCUCCCCUAUUAUUACUUAGAUAGCAAAUUCUUCUAUUAAACAGUAGUUUCAUUUUAUCCAUCCUGACACUAAGGCUCAGGCCAGGACUAUAUGUAUUGCCCCUACGGAUGCCUACCCAACGAGUCCCCAACAUUUCCCUGAUUGUUUGCGACCGUGUUCCAAAACGGACACCGUAGACAGCCUAUUGAUUUCUGGGAUGCCAUUUAUAAUGGUGAUUCUUGUUGAUGCCCAUGUGAUUAGAGAUUUAGUCAUAAGUUAUUCGUAAUCCCCCAGAAGAAGGAGGGAGUUUUGCCAUACAAAGUCAUAGCACCAACAAAGCACAAGUCAUGAGAGUGAACUUCAGAGAAGGACGUAUAGUGAGCGGUGUUUAAGAUGAUAAAAGUCUCGUAUCUUCAUUUACUCCAGUGUUGACUCCCUUUCCGUAUUAGAAAAGAAUCGUAAAGAAAAAUUGAAUGAAUUUGGAGUUCUGAUGGAUGGUGCUCAUGGAAGGAGAAUGCCAAUGUGCGUUUCAGGGAGAGGGACAUUGGAUCAACAUGCAAGAAGAGUUUGUUCAAAACAUUUGUGCAUUUGUUAUGUCAGUGAUGAAACCAGUGAGGAAAAUUACCCCAAAUGUUUCUCCAGUUCCUAGCAAGGUACCCGGGUGAAUUUGAAUGGAUCAGAAUGUUGAUUUUUGUGUUUGAAAUUCAAGAGUUAUUAUGUUGCUUUUUCAGCAGGUUAAUUUUGGUUUACUAGUGUAUGGUUUAUUCAGCUUUAGCACUCUUUUUUUUUUUUCCUUUUCUUUUCUUCAUUUCUUUCGUUCUUUCUACAGUGUGUAUUUUUUAGUGUAUGAUUGUGAAUACACACACACACAUACACACACACACACACACACACACACACACACACACACACACACACACACACACACACACACACACACACACACACACACACACACACACAUACACAUACA
Messenger RNA from Penaeus chinensis, 2798 nucleotides. RefSeq names its product actin-related protein 2-B-like (gene Arp2). Lineage: Eukaryota; Metazoa; Arthropoda; Malacostraca; Decapoda; Penaeidae. Gene Ontology annotation, cellular component: actin cortical patch; Arp2/3 protein complex. Gene Ontology annotation, molecular function: actin filament binding. The transcript has 11 exons. Bases 1 to 1389 code for a protein of 462 amino acids. Gene Ontology annotation, biological process: Arp2/3 complex-mediated actin nucleation. The record is from RefSeq and is a predicted model, not a curated record.